Carya illinoinensis is the source of this 1349-nucleotide messenger RNA. Its product is annotated as galactinol synthase 2-like. The record is from RefSeq and is a predicted model, not a curated record. Gene Ontology annotation, molecular function: glycosyltransferase activity. The transcript has 4 exons. NCBI's taxonomy places the organism in Eukaryota, Viridiplantae, Streptophyta, Magnoliopsida, Fagales, Juglandaceae. Bases 90 to 1100 code for a protein of 336 amino acids.
ACACACCAAUUAUCUUCACAACAUCUUCGAACGACCAAUACCCAGUACUUCUUUGAUCUCUCUUUCAACUUCCCUGAAACCAAGAGAGGAUGGCGCCUCAAGCAACAACCGAGCCUUUGAAUAAUAAUAAUGAUAUGGCUGUAGCAAGGAGGGCAUACGUGACGUUCUUGGCUGGCAAUGGAGACUACGUGAAAGGGGUGGUUGGUUUGGCCAAAGGUCUUCGGAAGGCUAAAUCAGCCUACCCUCUUGUGGUGGCCAUUUUGCCCGACGUGCCUGCCGAGCACCGUGAGAUUCUUCAUUCUCAGGGAUGUAUUGUACGGGAGAUCGAGCCCCUGAACCCUCCCGAUGGUAACCAGACUGCAUAUUCUAUGGCUUACUAUGUCAUCAACUACUCUAAACUUCGUAUUUGGGAGUUUGUGGAGUAUGAGAAGAUGAUCUACCUGGACGGUGAUAUACAAGUGUUUGAUAAUAUUGAUCACCUCUUUGAGUUGCCGGAUGGCCAGUUUUAUGCUGUGAUGGACUGCUUCUGUGAGAAGACAUGGAGCAGUUCUCCUCAGUAUCAGAUUGGGUACUGUCAGCAAUGCCCUGAAAAGGUGCAGUGGCCUGCUGAGUUGGGCUCGCCUCCUCCUCGCUACUUCAAUGCCGGCAUGUUCGUCUAUGAGCCUAACCUUUCAACUUACCGAGAUCUCUUGGACACUGUCAAAGCCACCCCUCCCACUUCAUUUGCAGAGCAGGACUUCCUGAACGUGUACUUCAGGGAUAUAUUUGAGCCUAUUCCUCCCACAUACAACCUUGUUUCAGCCAUGCUGUGGCGUCACCCCGAAAAGUUGGACAUAAUUGACAAAGUAAAGGUCGUCCACUAUUGUGCUGCGGGAGCGAAGCCUUGGAGGUACACAGGGAAAGAAGAAAACAUGGAGAGGGAAGACAUAAAGAUGCUGGUGAAGAAAUGGUGGGAUAUUUACGAGGACGAGACUUUAGAUUACAAAAAUGCUUUGUCCAACUUAGCAGCUGAGAAUGAGCGAGUCAUCCAGGCUCUAUCAGAUCAUCAGGCCGAUAGUCAGCCUGCGGUUGGACAUGGGAAUGUUCCGUCCGCUGCUUAAUUAAUUAUAUUUAGACGUUAAUCAUGUACUAUCGUCGUCGCUACAUAAACACAGCACGCAUGCAUGCGCGCGGCGUGCAUGAGCUAUGUAUUAAUUAAUUAAUGACAAGUAGUAGUACUACAGUAGGGUACGUAGUAAUUAACUAAUUAAGCUACGUACGUACAGUAGUACGUAUUAUUGUAAUUGCAUGCCUAAUGCCAUACAUGAUAUAAUAAAUUAAAGGCUGUGCUUAUUAUUUCGUAUUAACAA